Notolabrus celidotus (New Zealand spotty) is the source of this 7390-nucleotide messenger RNA. It is a transcript of the gene xpot, whose product is annotated as exportin, tRNA (nuclear export receptor for tRNAs). Lineage: Eukaryota; Metazoa; Chordata; Actinopteri; Labriformes; Labridae. Gene Ontology annotation, biological process: tRNA re-export from nucleus. Gene Ontology annotation, cellular component: nuclear pore; cytoplasm; nuclear matrix. The record is from RefSeq and is a predicted model, not a curated record. Gene Ontology annotation, molecular function: small GTPase binding; tRNA binding. The transcript is spliced from 25 exons. Bases 255 to 3173 code for a protein of 972 amino acids.
GACGUAUCUGUUCCUGGGUGAGUGAGUGACCCGGAUGUUAACGGAGCGGACACGCCGCAUCGCUGCUCUGUCGUGUCUGUCGAUGAGUCCAACCGACACGUUUCUCCGUUUCUCUGCUUCUGGUGACUUCUCUCCAGCUCAGGGAUGAGUUGACGAGCGCCUGACGAUUGGGGUUUUCCUGAAGAUGAGAUUAAUCUACCCACUGCCUGCUGCAGAGAGAAGUGAACCUGCUUUGGAGGAAAGCUAACCCACGAAUGGCCUGCCAGUCUGUAGCUGCAGUCAUGGACGAGCAGGCCCUGCUGGGGCUCAACCCAAAUGCUGAUGCCCGCUACAGGCAGAGGGCCAUGGCAUACUUUGAGCAGCUGAAGGAGUCUCAGGAUGCCUGGGAGGUUUGUGCUGCGGCUCUCGCUAAAGGGAUUUACAACGAUGACCACGUGAAGUUCUUCUGCUUCCAAGUUCUGGAGCAUCAGAUAAAGUUCAGACAUGCUGGUUUGAGUGCAGUUCAGCAGCAGCUCAUCAGAGAGACGCUGAUGAAGUGGCUCCAGUGUCAGGUACUGAUGAACCCACACCCUGAGAAACCGUUCAUCAGAAACAAGGCGGCUCAGGUGUUCGCCCUCACCUUCGUCAUGGAGUACCUGACUCUGUGGCCCAAGUUCUUCUUCGACGUCCUGUCUCUGGUGGGUCUGAACCCACAUGGCGUCGACAUCUACCUGAGGACUCUGAUGGCCAUCGACGCUGAGGUGGUGGACAGAGAUAUCCUGCACUCAGCUGAGGCUACUCGUAGAAACACUCUAAUCAAAGACGGCAUGAGGGAGCAGUGCAUCCCUCACCUGGUGGAGUCAUGGUUUCAGAUCCUGCAGACGUACCAGCUGUCCCAUCCGGAGCUCACCUGUCAGUGUCUGGAGGUGGUGGGAGCCUAUGUGAGCUGGAUCGAACUGAACCUCAUCGCCAACGACCGGUUUGUGAACCUGCUGCUGAGUCAGAUGUCUGUGGAGGAGCUCCGAGAGGAGGCCUGCGACUGCCUGUUUGAAAUCGUUAAUAAAGGAAUGGACCCCAUCGAUAAAACCAAGCUGGUGGAGUCUCUGUGCCAGGUCCUGCAGUCUGCCGGGUUCUUCAACGUGGAGCAGGAGGAGGACGUGGACUUCCUGGCUAAGUUCUCUCGGCUGGUGAACGGGAUGGGUCAGAGUCUGGUGCUGAGCUGGACCAAACUGUCCAAGACGGGGAACGUGAAGGACACGGCGGACACGCUGCAGGCCAUUGAGACCAAAGUGCCGCUGCUGCUGCAGCUGCUGGUCCACGAGGACGACGACAUCUCGGCCAACAUCGUCGGCUUCUGCUAUGAAUACCUUCACGUCCUCAAACAGCUCCCCCAGCUGACAGACCAACAAAAAACUAACAUAGAGGCGGUCAUGCUGGCUGUCAUGAAGAAACUGACGUAUGACGACGAGUACAACUUUGAGAACGAGGGCGAGGACGAGGCGAUGUUCGUGGAGUACAGGAAGCAGCUGAAGAUGCUGCUAGACCGCCUGGCUCAGGUCUCUCCCGAGCUGCUGCUGGAGGCCGUACGACGAGUCUUCACCAACACCAUGCAGAACUGGCAGACGGCUACAUUCAUGGAGGUGGAGGUGGCCAUCAGGCUGCUCUACAUGCUGGGCGAGGCUCUGCCUGCGUCUCAUGGCGCACAUUUCACCGGAGACACGGCGAAGACAAGCGCGCUGCAGGACAUGAUGAGGACGCUGGUGUCGUGUGGCGUGAGCGGUUACCAGCACAGCUCGGUGUGUCUGGAGUUUUUCGAAACAGUCAGCCGAUACGAUAAGUUCUUCAUCGUGGAGCCGCAGCACAUCCCCAAUGUUCUGAUGGCGUUUCUGGACCAAAGAGGACUCAGACACAACAGCCCGAAGGUCCGCAGCAGAGUGGCCUACCUCUUCUCCAGAUUCGUCAAAACUCUGCAUAAACACAUGAACGCCUUCAUCGAAGACAUCCUGACCAGGAUCCAGGACCUACUGGAGCUCGCUCCUCCUGAGAACGGUUUCCCGGCGAUGCUGACCAGUGACGAUCAGCUCUUCAUGUUUGAGACUGCGGGCGUCCUCAUCGUGAACGGAGAGAGUCCUGUGGAGAGGAAACAGGCUCUGAUGAGGAGUCUGCUACUUCCUCUCAUGGACGCCUUCCGCCUGCUGCUCGCUAAACUCCCGCAGGAGACCGAUGAGGAGAGGCAGACCGCGCUCGCAGACUGUCUGAGCCAUGCUGUCGGAUUCGCCAGUCGAACCAGUAAGGCGUUCAGCAACAAGCAGACGGUGAAGCAGUGCGGCUGCACCGAGGUCUACAGAGACUGUCUGCAGACGUUCCUGCCCGCACUGAGCUGUCCCGUCCAGCGGGGGGUGCUGCGUAGCUCGGUCCGCUCCUUCCUGCACAGAAUGAUCAUCUGCCUGGAGGAGGAGGUGCUGCCCUUCGUCCCUGCUGCCUCUGAACACAUGCUGAAGGACUGUGAGGCCAAAGACCUGCAGGAGUUCAUCCCGCUCAUCAGCCAGAUCACCGCUAAGUUCAAGCAACAGGUAUCCCCCUUCCUGCAGCAGGUCUUCAUGCCACUGGUUCUCGCCAUCUUCGAGGUGCUGGGCCGGCCGGCGGAGGAAAACGACCAGGCGGCGGCUCUGGAGAAACAGAUGCUGAGGAGAAGCUACUUCACCUUCAUUCAGACCAUCACAGGGAGCGGAAUGAACGAGGUGAUGGCCAACCAGGGAGCAGAAAACAUCGAGCGAGUCAUCUUCACCAUCAUCCAGGGAGCCGUGGACUUCCCCGACCCGGUCGCUCAGAAAACCUGCUUCAUCAUCCUCUCCAAGCUGGUGGAGCUGUGGGGAGGUAAAGACGGAAUGAUGGGUUUCCCUGACUUUAUCUACAAACACAUCGUCCCUGCGUGUUUCCUCGCUCCUCUUAAACCGACCUUUGACCUCUCAGACGCUCAGACAGUGCUGACGCUGUCAGAAUGUGCCGUCACUCUGAAAAUUAUUCAUCUCAAAAGGGGGCCGGAGUUUAUCCAGUUCCUGCAGCAGGAGUAUUUACCCUCACUACAGGUGUCGCCGGAAAUCUCACAGGAGCUUUGUCAAGUAAUUCAGCAGCCAGAUAUCAAAGUCCUGAAAAACUACAUAAAGGCGUUCUUCCAGCGAGCAAAGCUGUAGGAAAUAAAACUGGAAGGUCACGUUGGACUUAAAGGACUCUUCACAGAGAGUGGUCGUACCUUCACCACUAACCACAACAAACAAACAAAAGGAAAACUUAGCAUAGGAGCUGCUUUUGCACUUAAGAAGUGAACGCAUCACGAAGCGCGGUCUUGUCUGAGCAGAGAGACGUGGACGGGAGCUCGGCGGACGGAUGAUCCCUCCGGGCGCCGAUGAGACGAGCUCUCCACGAGGACUCGAGACGUAACGGAGCUCAGAGAUGUGGAGAAACUUUUCUGGAAACUUAAGAAGUCAAACGGAUCAGUGGGAGAGAAAACGACCUGUCUGGAAAAAGGUUUGGUAAAUAUCUUUAAACCCUGUGAACCCGACGAUAGCUUUAUUCUAGUCUUCACGGUAGAAACCACAUUUCAAAACAAGCUAGUUUGAGUUUUUUGGAUGUUGCUGCUGCCACAAGAUGGACAAAAAAAUAAGGGCUGAUUUUUAUUUUUAUUCAAGAUGUGGCAUUGAUUUUUUUUUUUUUAAGUGCUGUUUUGAGGGACGAAUGGUUUUAAGUUUGAAGUGAAUUGUUUAAUGCACUCAGCCCAAACACAGUUUCCCACAGGUUAACUGCAAACGUCCACACACUUUCAUUUCCUCAGCUCUUAGUUUGAAGUAAACCUCACCUGUACUAUCUCAACCACUCCUUCUACCUGUUACCUGAUGGGAUGGCGAUUCUCAAGCUUCGGUUACAUCAGCCCGUCAAAAUAUAAUGAAAUGUGAGACAAAGGUCUGUGGAAUAUUUUUCGUUUUUCCAGGAAAUAUGCCGAAUAUUUUGGGGCUGUUUAGAUUUUCAGAUGGAAUAAAUGAAAUAAAACGGAGGAACAAAGUGUAAAUAAGAGAAUAAGAUGUUAAAAUGUAAAUAAAGUUCCUAGCUUUAGUUUUUUUUAAUCUUCAUUCCCAUCUGGAAACAUUGUAUGGAAGCCUGUUCGUGCCAGAAAAUAAAAAAGGAUUUAAAGUUAGAAAUGUUAAAAAUUAAAGGAUAUAAUCUGAUACAUUUUGAUAAAGAAAGAUUUUACAUCCCAGAAAAAAAAGUUUGGACGCAGUUUAAAGUUUAAAACAUUAUAGUGUCACCCUGUUUAAGCUUUUAUUUAGGAGUCUGAAAAUAGUAGUGGAAUUAUUGUCCCAACUUAUUGGAAUUUAGGUAAAAGAAUGUCUCUUUGUUUUCAUUUUAAUUAAAAAAAACUCAGAAUGAAAAAGUUAUUCUUUCAUUAUUCUUAAUUUUGAUUGGGUGAUAUUUUGUUUUAGUGUAUUAUAAUUUUGACCUUACAAACCUUUCUUUUUAAUCGUUAAUGACAAUAAAUAAUAAAAGUAAAAAAUGCUAAUUUACUGCACAUUAUCCUUUUGUUUGAUUUGGUUGUUUCUAACUUUAGAAUUUGCCAGAAUCUCAGAUUUUUUGACACUUAAAUUCUCUUAAGACUUAAGUUACCCAUAAAAUGACCUCUGAGUAUUUACACAAAUUAUAAUUUGAGUUAUAAUUUUUUUUUUACAAGUUAAAAGUAAUUAUUUUCAAAUUUAAAUCUCUUUUAUAUAUCUAAUAAGGACAAUAUUUCAUUGAAAACUCUGGUAUUUCCAGUACUAUCUAAUUGUGAAGACUUACUGUUUAUUUCAGUCAUUGUUUCGACUGAUAAUAUUAUUUGGACUUUUCAGUUUUCGAUAAUAAAGUAAAAAUCUUGAAAUGUGAUUAGCUUGAAUUGUGUUUGUGUAAAUCUCAUCUAUGACUUUAAAUGUCAUCACUUUGAUUUCGAAUCUCCUAAAUCAACCUUUUCAGUAUUCUCUUUUUUUUUUUUCAUUCCUAACAUUUUAUUUCUUUUUGGCAUGAAUGGGCUUCCAUAGAAUCACAUGAACUCAUCAUAGGAAUCACUUAUGUACAUGUCGUGUAAAAACAUGAACCUGCUGGUGUACAGAAGCGGCUCCAUGAGUUUUAUAUAUAUCGAAGCAUUUGUGACAAUUCAGGAUGAUUGACGUGUUGAUGAUUAUGCAACGCUUCACUGCGAGCAAUACUGUGAAGGAGCAGCCAAACUAAUGAACCCAAUCAGCAACGAUGAAGAUGAGAUGUAACUGUACAAACCAUGUCUGGUAUGAAAAAACCACAUAUCCACUUUUAACUGUUGACUCUGUACAGAUGCUUUAGAUAUUGUGACCCCCCCCUCCCUCCCUUACACUCGUUCUGUUUAACUGUACAUCAGAAUUAACUUCCCCUUCAUUCACUGUUUGAAUCCGUUCGUGAUGUUCAGUGCAUUCCCUGUACUUUGGUUUAUUGCUCUUUUCAUUUGGCUUUAAAUUUUUGUAUAAUUUCCCAGAAACUUUGCCUUUGAAACCUCUGGAGAAAGUGCCUGAAAGUGUUGCAUUGAAUCAAAUAUUGACAUACAGGCAUGAAAAAUAAAUAAAUGUAACGCAUAAGUCUCGGUGUUAUUGUAUAUUUUUCUAUUUGUGAACGAAUCCCCUUAAAGGUAAAAAAACAAAAAAAAUGUCCAAACCUAAUAAAGUUGCUGUAAACCAUAAAAAAAUGAAUAAAUAUGUCACUAAUAAAUGUAGUUUUAUUUUUAUUCUCAAAUAAAAUCAUGUAAUGGGGACUAUAUUUCUUAGCGGAUGAAUACACAACUGGGUUCACACUCAAUAUUAACUUUUUUUACUCUUAAUGUGGGAUUUGUCCACAAGAAAAAAUGUAGAAUAUCCCCAACCCCGUCCUUUAAAGCUCCUGUAAGGAAUUUUCAGAUUGUAUCCAUGCUAGCGCCCCCUGUUGACAAAGUGGUGCCUCUUAUUUUGCUACUGAUUUUGUCCCGUAUUGUUAAAAAAAAUCUCACCUUACUUGUUUAAACCCUCAAAUGUAUCACUUGCGACUCUCUGCAGUGGAAAAUGUAAACAAACGCUAAUACCGCUUUAACACCUCGACACCUACCCUCUCCAAGAGGUUUCAGAUAUUAAACGACUCUACAAAAAUGUUCCAUCUUUACGCAGAUGGUCCUGUUUGCUUCUGUAGCUCAAAAAGAAAAAUCAGUGUUAAUCUAGGUCUGUUUUUUAACAAGCUAAAAAAUUCCUCACGGGAGCUUUAAAUAAUUUAAAGAUGAAAAAUUUCUCUGAAUUCAAUCUGUUGACAUGAAAUCGGUCUGUGUGCUUCUCAAGUUGAGUUCAAUGGUUCAACACAUCAAACAGUAUGUUCAACUUUUAAUUUUUUUAACCCUUAAUGUGGGAUUUGUCCACAAGAAAAAAUGUGCAGAAUAUCCCCAGCCCCGUCCUUUAAAGCUCCUGUAAGGAAUUUUCAGAUUGUAUUCAUGCUAGCGCUCCCUGUAGACAAAGUGGUGCCUCUUAUUUUGCUACUGAUUUUGUCCCGUAUGUGUUAAAAAAAAUCUUGCAUUGCUUGUUUAAACCCUCAAAUGUGUCACGACUCUUAGCAGUGGAAAAUGUAAACAAACGCUAGUACCACUUUAACACCUCGACACCUACCAUCUCCAAGAGGUUUCAGAUAUUAAAUAACUCUAUAGAAAUGUUAAAUCUUUACACGGAUGGUCUUGUUUGCUUUUGUAGCUCAUAAAGAAACAUCAGUGUAAAUCUAAGUCUGUCUUUGUAACAGAUAAAAAAAUCCUCACAGGAGCUUUAAGUCAUUUAAAAAUGAACAAUUUCUCUGAAUUCAAUUUAAGUUCUAUGGUUCAACACAUGACAGAAACACCUCCUGUUUUUACUCAAAUUUAAAUUUAUUUCUUCAGUUUAUUUUCUCUUAACUGUGUCAACACUAAAAGGUCAACGAAACUGCGCCACACAGUGGACUCUGUCAGAAUCAGCACUUCCCCUGCACCUCACUCCCUUGUUUUUACCCUCAAUGCUCUGAAUCCUUCAUCCUACCAUUGCAGUAUUUCUGACUCUAGCAGUCAUCUCUGUUUGUCCUUCCUGCAGCAGAUUUAAAGGACAUCAGAAAAAGGUUUAAACGCUAUGACUGCUUAAAAAUCAGCUUCUAUGGAUGCUUAUUGAUGAAAAAUGUUUUCUGCAGCCUGUUUGUAUUUUAUUAUUUCAUCCUUAGCAAACCUGACGUCUGAUCAUAUCUGACAAGAACUUGCCAAAUGAAUUAAUUUGUUCAUUUAUGGUGAAAUGUGUUGAUUUGUUUUGUUUCUUUUUGAUAUGGAGAUGAACCUUCUGUAAGCGCAUCUGUUAAACUGAAUAAAGUGUUUACUAAUCAUCAGAAA